CCGAAGAGGAGGUUGUUAUGAACUGAACCAAUAAAUAAGGAGUAUUUGAACCCCCCCUCCCAUCUGACCGGAUCAUCCCAACAGGAUAUCUGCUUCAACUUCUCGUUUGUGCAGCAACGGUUAAAAUUUCCUGUUUUCAAGAGGAGUGACCUCCGAAUUGCACAAUCAUCAAAAUCUCAGAGCAGUGACUCAGUAGCUUUGCAGAUUGCUGGCUGGAUGACUUUAUGUGCAGGUGGUCUGUUCUUCACAUAGAGGACCCCCCCUCCGUGCGCUGUUGUUCCUUUAAAAGGUUGAACUCCUGCUCGGCGUCUCCUCUGCGCUCAGCUGUGCGCGCGCUCUUCUCCCAGCUGUGACAUGGCAAACGGGCUGCGUGCGCUCUCAGCGGUGUCAUCCUAAAAACAUGGAGGCUCUCCGGGACGCAGCCUGUGCGGCUCGGGGCUCGAUGAUGAUGAUGAUGCUGGUUUGGAUCCUCCUGAACGCGGCGGCAGGACUCAGCGCGGAGGAGCGCGGAAUGGUGGAAGAACUUGGAACGGAGAAGGAGGCGGAGGAAAGUCACCGACAGGACAGCGUCAAUCUGCUGACAUUCAUUUCGCUGCUGACUCUCACCAUUCUCACCAUUUGGCUCUUCAAGCACAGGCGGGUUCGCUUCCUUCACGAAACCGGGCUGGCAAUGAUUUACGGUUUGCUGGUCGGUGUGAUCCUACGUUAUGGCAUUCCAGCCGCCAGCUACCACAACAAGACACCCCCGAGCUGCUCGCUGAAGGAAGGACCUUCCAGCACCCUGCUGCUUAAUGUAAGCGGCAAGUUCUUUGAGUACACCCUGAAAGGCGAGAUCAACUUCAAAGAGAUCCACAACGUGGAGCAGAAUGAUAUGCUGCGUAAGGUGACCUUCGAUCCGGAGGUUUUCUUUAACAUAUUGCUGCCGCCGAUUAUUUUCCAUGCUGGGUACAGCUUGAAAAAGAGACACUUCUUCAGGAAUCUGGGCUCCAUCAUUACCUACGCCUUUCUCGGCACAGCAAUUUCAUGCUUCUUUAUUGGGAAUCUGAUGUAUGGCGUGGUGAAGCUUAUGAGGGCGGUUGGACAGCUGACGGAUAAGUUCUACUAUACUGACUGCCUUUUCUUUGGGGCCAUCAUCUCAGCCACUGACCCAGUGACUGUUUUGGCCAUCUUUAACGAGCUCCAUGCUGAUGGGGAUCUCUACGCUCUGCUCUUUGGAGAAAGUGUCAUGAAUGAUGCUGUGGCCAUUGUGCUGUCCUCCUCCAUCAUGGCGUACCAACCUGCAGGCGCAAACACACACAUGUUUGAUGCCUCUGCCUUCUUUAAAUCUGUGGGAAUUUUCCUGGGGAUUUUCAGCGGCUCCUUUGUGAUGGGUGCUGCCACAGGCGUCGUCACAGCUCUCGUCACCAAGUUCACAAAGUUGCACUGUUUUCCUUUGCUGGAGACGGCCCUCUUCUUCCUCAUGUCUUGGAGCACCUUCCUGUUAGCUGAGGCCUGUGGAUUCACUGGUGUUGUGGCUGUGCUUUUCUGUGGCAUCACGCAGGCUCACUACACGUACAACAACCUUUCUGAAGAGUCCACGAAGCGCACCAAGCAGCUUUUUGAGGUCCUUCACUUCCUGGCUGAGAAUUUCAUUUUCUCCUACAUGGGUUUGGCACUGUUCACCUUCCAGAAGCAUGUUUUCAGUCCCAUCUUUAUCGCUGGAGCUUUUAUGGCCAUUUUUCUUGGCAGAGCGCUCAACAUUUACCCGCUGUCCUUCCUCCUCAACCUUGGUAGAAGGGACAAGAUCAGAGGAAACUUCCAGCACAUGAUGAUGUUUGCAGGUUUACGUGGGGCUAUGGCGUUCGCCUUGGCUAUCCGGGACACGGCCACCUACGCUCGGCAGAUGAUGUUUACCACAACGCUACUUAUUGUCUUCUUCACAGUCUGGGUAUUCGGAGGGGGAACCACACCUAUGCUUUCCUGGCUGCAUAUCAGAUUUUGGAACGGCAAAAGAUUUGAGGACGAGCACUGUCUGCACGGAGAGUGGGAGUAUUCCAGAGUCGGUGUGGAUCCAGAUCAAGACGUCCAGCCCUCUGGAGAUAGCUUCCAAGUCCUCCAGGGGGAUGGCCCCCAGGAAGACGGCCAAAGCAAAACCAAACAGGAGAGUGCUUGGCUCUUCAGGCUCUGGUAUACGUUCGAUCACAAUUACCUUAAGCCCAUUUUGACACACAGCGGCCCACCUCUUACCUCCACUCUGCCCAGCUACUGUGGGCCACUGGCCAGCUGCCUGACCAGUCCUCGUGCAUAUGAAAACCAGGAGCAGCUAAGGGACCCCGACAAUGACUUCGUCCACAACGACGCAGAUCUGACCUUCACGUUUGGGGACACGUCCAUCACAGCCAACGGGGCGUCCGCCAGCAGGACGGAUGCCGCCGGGGGGCCGGGCUGGAGUGCCAAUGGAAAAAGGAGCGGCAGCACGUCAGAGGAGGCCCUGGAGCGAGAGCUGGACUCCCGCGAGCAGGAGCUGCUGAGCCGAGGCACGCGCCUGGUUUUCCCCAUGGAGGAGCAUGUCUGACCCUCCUCGCCUGCCUUCCCUCCCACUCGCCCUGCCUGAACUUCCACCCUCUCUAGUCGAAAGAGAAUCCUGCCAUCAGCUGUCUCCACUCCGGUGCAGGCAGAUUGCUCAUCCCUUCAGAGAUAAGAUGGAUCAAAGAUAUGGGAGCUGACAGGAAGGAAGGGUUCAUCAUGACCUGUAGCUUCCUCAAAGCCGGGGAGCAGAGCUCCAGGAGCAUUUCAUCCUCAUUAGAUAAGGAGUUUAUUCCAAAGAAGACACAAUACUCCUGUGGGGGUAGAAGGGGGGAAUCUUUAGGCUUCUUCAGACUCAUUUUUUUGCAGAAAAGGACAAAAAGUUUUCUCGCCGGGAAAGGAAAUGAUGUAAAACCACGCAAAACAAUCUGUAUGUUCAAACAGAUAACAGUUAGUGGUUGAGCAGAGGGGGAAGACAUGUCUGAUCACGUUAGGAGACAUAUCACCCGUCAGCAUUGCCAAACCACCAAAAGUGACUUUGACAAAAAUUUCUGGAGGUAAAUGUCUACCUGAACACGUUCCAACUCUGCAUAGUUUAAGAAUACAAGCAUGUAAAUAACAGCAGUGGUGGAGUUUGUUUCCUUUUGGUUGAACUGUUCAUAAAGCCCAAUAACACAUGGUUAUAGACAGUAGGUGAAUAUCUUCUCUUCCCGUCCACCUGGAUCAUGUUCUGUGUUCAACUGUAUCUCAUGACACAAGAAGGAACAUCUGACAUCUUAAAAUUGCAUUAGCGAAUUAAAAAGGGCAUGAGGAUUUGCACUUUAACUUAAACGCCAGCUUAGAUGGUGAAGUAAAGAGCUGGCUAGUGUAGCAUUUCAUUCCAGCAUUGUCUGUUGAUCAUUUGAAUUUUCAAAGCAACUAUUAAUCCUAAAAUAUGCAGGACAAAGUAUGCAAUCUUUAUAUAGUGGAUAUGUUGAUGUUCUAAGAUAAAAUCAAGUCAUUAACUUUAGUAGAUUAGCUUGUUUUUUUUUUGUUGGGUUUUUUUUUUUACUUUAAGACCAAAAAUCUGUUGUUAAAUUACAAAAAUUCUCAAAUCAAACUUUUCUUUUUUAAGAAUAUUUUAGCCUAAAAUCCAGGAGCAGGGAAGACUUAGCAUGGUUAGCUUAUAUUGCAUCUGUAAAACUCAAUAAUUAACUUCUGAUUAGUUUGUUUCAGAUGUAAGGAAAAUCAUAAAGUAAGGAAGGCUUUUCAGAAAAGUUGUGAAGAUUUGACAAAACGUAAAAUUGUUUUGGAGAAAAACAAAAGGAAAAUUUAGUGCUGGUUUAACUUGGUUUACAUCAUCUCUUAAAAUGAAUAUAUAUCAUAAAUAUGACACAUAAACAGCUUAAACUAAAACAGAACACUUAUUUAUAAAGACUUUAAAUUAUACAACUUUUAGUUUGGGCAUAUUCCUCAUUUUUAUUUUCUUAAAUAAAAAAAUACAAGGGAUUUUUUUCCCACGCUGUACACACAUUAAUAAAAGGAAAAAAUGGAGGGAGAUAAUGGAAGGAUAAACCCUCUUGUGUAUAUAUAUUGUUUACAAAUCCUGACAUUUUAAAUUGCUAAGUUACAGACAGUGAAUUUAGAAUUAAUAUUUUUAUGAUAUUGGAGACUUUCCAGAGAGAUGUUGCUUUAAAUGGAAACAAAUAUUCUUUCAUGGCCAGUGUUUUACAAUGAAAUAAGCUUAUUUCUCAAAUGAAUGACAGUAUAAUUCAAAAUUAGAUUACAUUUAAAUUAAGCACAAUGGCUCUCUCUCAUCAGCCAGGAUUUAAAUCAUUGGUCUAAUUUAAUCUUAAUUUGCAGUGAAUAGAUUUUAUUGCUCAGUUCAGUUUCCCGCUGUUAUUAUUUUAUCUCAUUUAUACUCUUCUAAACAAUAUUACUACUAUAUCUGUUGUGCUUUAGUGAUCAAAGGCUUCCUCUUAUGCAUAUUUACUACCAGCAAGAGAAAAAGAAAAAAUGUUGCAUAUUUUUCGUCUGAAGAUUUGAUUGAGUUUCAAACUCAAAAUUGCCCUGGGAAAAAAGAAAAUGUGACCAAUAGUUUGUGUUUAUGCACUCUUGGCACUUUACACCCAGCAUUGGAGCUGGAGGAAGAUUUCGAGUUUCUACUCCUACCUUCACCCGUGAUAACUGAGCCGCUUCCUGUUUUAUAUUCACAAAGCAGCCCGGUGGAGCCCUUAAAAUCCACCUGACAACACAAAAUAGCUGCUGCUUUUAUGCAUGAAUGCAUGGAGACAGGCGUGAAAGGCAUGACUGUUAGAAGUUGAAUCUGAGGCUUUUUACAGGAGGAGGAAUCUCCAGCAAGUUUUAUGGCUCCCCAGAGACAUCCAGGAGGAAAUGAAUCUAGUAGGGUAAGCUGUUGCCAGGCUGUAUACAGAGCAGGCCAUUUAAACACAGCUGGAAGGAGAAGUGUUAUGAAGCAGAAUAAUUCAGUUCAGUCUGUUCUUUUGCUUCUUUUUUUUUUUUGUGACUGUAAAAGCCUGUAUGUGAAAUUUGUAAUAAUCACCUGUUAAUCAUAAAACACUUCUAAUGCAUACACUGUCUCUGGAAAAAAAUGUGGGGGAAAAUAAUUUACUUCAAAAAAAAUAAAUCUAAAUCCAGAAAAAGAAAUCAGACGACACAGAUUUGGCUUCCUUGUUGAAAAUGUCUUUUUUGUUGUUGUUGAAGAGUCUGUUUUAUUAACAGAACAGGAAGUUACAUCAAAUGACAGAUGUAGUGCUUUCUCCCACAGACAUGGAGGACUCGAUAGACAGACGUCACACAGACGACUAAAACCAUGAAGACCAGCAGAGGACACUCGUUAAACACUCUACCUUUCCAUACCCCCUCAUUUGUUAUCAUUUGUCCUGUGGGUUAGAUUUAAAUUCUAUCUACACCUGAGAAAUACGAGAUGUAGACAAAUUGUCAAUAUGUGCACCUGUUGUAUCCGGUAGCAGCUGGUACCCUGGCUGUGUG
Messenger RNA from Cyprinodon variegatus (sheepshead minnow), 5496 nucleotides. RefSeq names its product solute carrier family 9, subfamily A (NHE7, cation proton antiporter 7), member 7 (gene slc9a7). Gene Ontology annotation, cellular component: recycling endosome; membrane. Gene Ontology annotation, molecular function: sodium:proton antiporter activity. Gene Ontology annotation, biological process: proton transmembrane transport; regulation of pH; sodium ion transport. The transcript has 17 exons. Lineage: Eukaryota; Metazoa; Chordata; Actinopteri; Cyprinodontiformes; Cyprinodontidae. The record is from RefSeq and is a predicted model, not a curated record. The coding region runs from base 401 to 2554 and encodes 717 amino acids.